AUGUUCAACUUCAACUUCUUCAAGUCUUCUCCUGCCACUGAGGCUGAGGCCACCGAGAACCGCUGGAACCCUGACACCGUCGCUAUGCAGCAGCCCACCAGCCCUGCUGCCCCUUCUACCAACCAGAACGUUGUCUCUGAGCAGCCCUCUACCCAGGAGGGAAUGGAGCUCCGUGGUGGUGGCGGUGGCGGUCUGUGCUGUGGAAUUUGCGCCGGUCUUGCCUGCUUCGAGUGCUGCGAGAUUUGCUGUUAA
Molecule: messenger RNA, 252 nt
Organism: Penicillium angulare
Lineage: Eukaryota; Fungi; Ascomycota; Eurotiomycetes; Eurotiales; Aspergillaceae
Exons: 3
Coding region: 1-252 (83 amino acids)
Source: RefSeq, a predicted model, not a curated record